Nestor notabilis (Kea) is the source of this 870-nucleotide messenger RNA. RefSeq names its product low density lipoprotein receptor adaptor protein 1 (gene LDLRAP1). The coding region runs from base 79 to 870 and encodes 263 amino acids. Gene Ontology annotation, cellular component: early endosome. NCBI's taxonomy places the organism in Eukaryota, Metazoa, Chordata, Aves, Psittaciformes, Psittacidae. The transcript has 8 exons. The record is from RefSeq and is a predicted model, not a curated record.
GGAUCCAAGAGCCUCUUUGUUUUCUCUCUAGAGCUCCCAGAGAACUGGACCGAUACCCGCGAGACGCUGCUGGAGGGGAUGCUCUUCAGCCUCAAGUACAUGGGCAUGACACUGGUGGAGCAGCCCAAGGGAGAAGAGCUCUCUGCGGCCGCCGUCAAAAGGAUCGUCGCCACCGCAAAAGCAAGUGGAAAGAAACUGCAGAAAGUGACGCUGAAAGUGUCCCCCAGAGGGAUCGUGUUAAACGACAGCAGAACAAACGAGCUGAUCGAGAACGUCUCCAUAUACAGGAUAUCCUACUGCACGGCAGACAAGAUCCACGAUAAAGUGUUUGCCUACAUUGCCCAGAACCAGCUCAAUGAGAACCUGGAGUGCCAUGCCUUCCUCUGUACCAAACGGAAAAUGGCACAAGCAGUCACCCUCACUGUGGCCCAGGCCUUCAAGAUCGCGUUUGAGUUCUGGCAGGCAGCUAAGGAAGAGAAAGAAAAGCGGGAAAGGUCCAUCUUGGAAGGAGAAGGGACAAGCAGCCCCCACUCGGAAGCCCCUGCGCACCCCGACACACCAGCAGCCACGGGGAACUUGCUGGAUUUAGAAGAUUCUGCCAAAUCACCCGUGACCAGCAGCACAAACUCCCCCCACUUGGAUAACAGCGUGUUUGGGCCCAGCUCCUCUGUAAACAACAACGUUGUGUGGGAAAUGGAUGAUGGUCUCGACGAGGCAUUUUCAAGGCUGGCUCAGUCGAGAACAAACCCUCACGUCCUUGACACAGGACUGACAGCUCAAGACAUCCAGAGUGCAGAAACGCUCUCACCAGUAGACUGGAACAAAAUAGAUUCCAACACAGGCGAGAAAGAUGAUCUGUUCAUGUUUUGA